UCAUUCCAGUUGCGUAUCCUGCUGGUGACACAGCAGCGGACUGAAUCUUCCAACUUCUUCUUUCGUACCUGACUACCAAGCACCACCGAUCCACCGAGGAUGAGACUACGGCUUAGCGUUCUGCUCCUUCUGCUUCACCUUGGCUGUUUAACUGUGACAUGGGCCAGCAGCAGGCACUCCUGUGGCACUGACAUCUGCAAUGAUGGCCGCUGGGAUGGCCAUCAACGUCAGGACGACUAUGAUGAGCACAUGGUUUACAGACAAGGCGCGGCGGAGAGUCAGAGGAGAGUCCACGUUGAGUCAGUGGCGCGCGAUGAUCGUGGCAACGAAAGGCGCGAGGAAACAAGGGUUCGUUUGGACUCAUCCCUGCGCCUGGAGGCGCGCGAAGAUCGUGAUGAGCGACGUGAAGCUCGGGAAGAGCGGGAGCAGCCUCGUGAAACCCGUGAAGUUCGAGUCGACAGGCGUGCAGCUCGGGAAGAUAAACUACUGGAGGUUCGCGAAGCUCGUGAUGAGCGACGUGAAGCCCGGGAAGAGCGGGUGCAGCCUCGAGAAACCCGUGAAGUUCGAGUGGACCGACGUGAAACUCGUGAAGAUCGAGUAGACCGACGUGAGUCCCGUGAAGAUCGAGAGGACCGACGUGAAUCCCGUGAAGAUCGAGUGGAGGGUCGUGAAGCUCGCGUCGGACGCGUUGAGCAACGCGAUGCUCGUGACAAUCAAGUUGAGCACCGUCAAAUUCGUGAGAACCGAGAGCAGCGACGUGAAACUCGAGAACAACGAGUUGAGCGACGCGACGUCCGCGAGGAACGUGUGGAGCGACGUGAUGCUGACGAAGAGCAACGAGACACUCGUGAGGUUCGCAAUCAGCCUCGUGAGGCACGUGAGAAACUGGUGGAGCGACGUGAGGAGCGCGAAUCGGACAGGCGUGACUACGAAACUCGACGAGUAGCAGGGAACGACAGACGACUCGAACGCCGAGUAGAACGUGAAAUGUCCAGACGCGAGGAACGCGUUAAUCGCCGUGACGAAGGAGCUAGGCUAGACAGGCAAUUGUCCCGACGCAUGGAGCGCGAACAACAAGAGCGAGACCCUGAGCGACGAAACGAACGGGAGAAUUUUCGACGAGCAGAAGACCGGCGUGUUGAACGACGCGAACAGCGAGAGAACCGAGUACGAUUUGUUUUGGAUGACAACUCUCGACGAAGCGAAGACCGCAAGGAAGAGCGUGACAAUAAACGCAGGGUACAGCGACGGGAAGAGCGAGACUCAGCUGAGCGUGUAAAGCAAGAGGAAGACCUCGACAGGAUCAACCAGCGCCGAGAGGACAAUGAAGUCGUUCGCCGUGCAGAACAAGAAUCCUUCCGUCGAUUCGACUUGCAAAGAGUGCCGGCAGACGGUAUUAGCGUCGAGGAACGAAGGGUGGAGAGCAAUAUUAAUCGUAGAGAAGACCGUGAAGCUGAGCGCAGGGAGGAACGCGCAACCGAACGCAGGAUGGAGCGCGCCGAAGGAGAAGUGCGGCCGGAAGAACGAGUUGAGCGAAGAGAAGUUCAACGGCGAGUAACUGGAGACGAUUUCCGAACUAGCGAGCGGCGUGAGGAGCGAGAGGACACACGUCGAGUGGAGCGCGAUGGUCUGCGAAGAGAACGAGAAGUUGAACGAGUCGAAGAGCGUCGGGAGGAGAGCGAUGGUAUGCGAAGAGAGGAACGAGAAGUUGAACGAGCCGAGGAGCGCCGAGUGAUGCGCGAUGGUAUGCGAAGAGAGGAACGAGACGAGGAGCGCCGAGUGGAGAGCGUCGAUAUCCGAAGAGAUAAUCUUCGCAGGGAAGAACGAGAAAAUCAAAGGGAAGAUCGUCGCCGAGAAGUACAGCGCCGCGAGGAACGGGUAGACCGUGAACGUGUUGAACGCCAGCUUUCCAGACGAGAGAUUCGUGAGCCAUUGGAAGAGCGUGUACUGCUUACCACCCAAGUGAAAGCCAAAGGCUGGUUGAGCUAUGGCAAACGGGAACUGCUGAUGACCGGGCAGAUCCUCCUCCUGGCCGCUCUCUACAAGAAGUCCACGGCCGGCGGCAAGGGCUUUGGCCAUGCGCUGAGUGAGCAGAUCCAGGGCUACUUGCAGGCCAUUGGAUGCUAGGAUGCACAAAGGAAAUCGACGGCCCUCCCCAAAUGAGCAAACGGAUAUGGAUCAAGGAAAACAGCAUUACUACCCACAGAAAAUGCAAACGGACCCGACAGCGAGCUACGAGCAGAGGGAUGGGAUGGGAUACUCCGCCGGAGCAUUGUACAAUUUAAUCCAACUGUUACUGUAACCAACAAACCUUUCCCCUUUCCUGUUGUAGCCAACAAAAGCAUAACGAAAAUAUAUGAUGGGAUGCUCGAGUAGCCGAGCAUCUGCAAACUGCAUUGCAA
This is a messenger RNA of Drosophila yakuba, 2402 nucleotides long. Its product is annotated as trichohyalin. The transcript is spliced from 2 exons. Lineage: Eukaryota; Metazoa; Arthropoda; Insecta; Diptera; Drosophilidae. Bases 100 to 2127 code for a protein of 675 amino acids. The record is from RefSeq and is a predicted model, not a curated record.